AUGGCCAACGAUCCAGAGCUGGAACGCAAUCCAGCACUCUAUGCCCUUGCGACAACGUGUACGGACUUCAGAGAUUCUGCACUUGACCUCUUAUGGCGCAAACAGAAGGGCCUAGGCAAUUUGAUCAAAUGCAUGCCCGCAGAUCUGUGGCAGUUGCACAAGUGCUACGUGUGGAAUAAUGCAUCCCCCUAUCAUCGUGCUGAGUAUGACAGAUUGUCAUUCAAGCGAGAGCUAAAUUCAAGCGACUGGUACCGCUGGGAUUUUUAUGCUUCCCGAGUACGCGAAUUUCGUCCCACCACGAGAGCGGAUGCCAGGUCCGGCGGGUCGCACAUGGAAAUGUCAAAGGCAACCUACUGGACCCUCAUGGAGCAUCGACCACAUCCAGGUAUCCUCCCUAAUGUCAUCGAACUUGAUUGGCAUUGGGCUUAUUCACGUGUCAAAUACCGCUUCGGUCGUGUUCUUAUCGCUCCGAGCCUGAAGUCUCUGUCCUUGGCGUUCCGCAACCCCGAAACGGUCGAAGAUGCGAAGGCAUUGGUCGCAGCCUUGCCUCAAUCCUGCCCCAGCCUACACACACUCAAACUUCAGUUCUCGGACGUGGCUGUAUUUGAUGAGCUUUCUGAUAUAAUCUCAGGCGUGAGAUCCUUACGAGAAUUCGAUUUAGAAACCAAUAGGUCGCUUCCAGCAGAGCUCUUUCGCCAGCUAUCCUCACUUCCUGAACUUACUUCUCUGGUCUUGAUGGUCUGGACUCCGGACCAUCUCGCAUUUCGGCCUCAAACAUGUACAGAUGCCUCUCAGCUCCCAUGUUUUGAUUCUCUGCGAAGUCUUAUUGUCAACUCAGACGAUCUUUCUACUCCCACCACAGUUAUCGCGGCGGGCCAGCUCCCAGAUUUGCAGGAUCUCUCUGUCGCUUCAGACACAGGUGACGUCAUGGCACUGUUUCAAGUGAUCCACGCCCACUGCAAUCCCAUGUCUCUGCAAAAACUCCGCAUUUUCAGGCCUGAAUAUGGAUUGAAGCACCAGACCCGGACAGAGCCGGCAUCAACGUUACGCCAGCUCCGUCGGUUCCCAAAUUUGCAGGACAUUCACAUCCAGGUGCCACGAGGCAUACAGCCCAGCGAUCACGAUUUGGAAGACCUAGCAGCGGAGCUGGGGCAGAUUGUAAACCUUUACCUCGCGGAGACAUUGGCCAUGUCUCCACGCUCCGAGGACGAGUAUGGGAAUGGUGUCUCGCUGCGCGCUUUAACGACUUUGGUGGAACGCUGUCCGCGCCUCGAACGACUAACCCUGGACAUCGACGCUUCUACCAUUGAUGCACAAGCUACACAGAGGUCUGGAAAACACAUUACAAAUUCAAACCUCAAGUCUAUAAGAUUGGGCACCGCGUCGCGUCCAGGAGAUCCUGGCCGUGUUCUUGCAUUCCUCUGUGAUUUGGCCCCGAAGCUUCAGAAUAUCGGCUUUGAUUAUUCAGGUUCAAGCCCGGAGGAUCGGGAGGCUUGGCAAAAGGUCGUGUGGAGACUGCACUGUAAACGGGUCCGCGCGGGCAAGGAGCGCGAAUACUGUUAUUCUCUGCCACGCGACACAAGCUCUGAUACUGAGACUGAUACUUGA
This is a messenger RNA of Postia placenta MAD-698-R-SB12, 1608 nucleotides long. RefSeq lists its product as hypothetical. The coding region runs from base 1 to 1608 and encodes 535 amino acids. NCBI's taxonomy places the organism in Eukaryota, Fungi, Basidiomycota, Agaricomycetes, Polyporales, Adustoporiaceae. The record is from RefSeq and is a predicted model, not a curated record. The transcript has 2 exons.